This is a messenger RNA of Closterium sp. NIES-67, 743 nucleotides long. The record is from the annotation of a GenBank genome assembly. Lineage: Eukaryota; Viridiplantae; Streptophyta; Zygnematophyceae; Desmidiales; Closteriaceae.
CGCCAGCUAGUGUAUUGCGCAUCAAUGCAGGACGCGGAAUGCGCUAGCGCGGCGACGAAGGGUCCGUGACAAAGCGUCUGUGCCGAAGCGUCGAAGUAUCCAGGACGAAGCUUCUCUGACACAGCAUCUCUGACGAAGCGUUUGUGACAAAACGUUUGUGACGACGGAUCAGCGCGGCCGUGCCGAAGCGUCGAAGCGUCCGCAACGAGGCUAUUCACGUUCUUCCCUUCACGUGGCCUUUUCUGACGCGACUGCAGUAGUCCCAGACUGCUCCUUUUCGUAGCCGUUGUCGCGAGAUCGGCGUCGCGAUCAUGGCGAGAGCGACGAAGUUCGUGAAGCCGAUCGUGCUGUCCGUGUUCAUGUCCAACCGCUACAUCUACGCUCAGGUGGUUCAUCAGCCAACAGCAUUCACCCUCGCAUCUGCAUCCUCGAUAGAAGCACCGCUGCGCAAGUCCCUUACAAGCACAAGCGAUAAGAUUGCAGCCACGGAGGUUGGAAAGGCUCUAGCCUCUCGCAUGCUGGAUAAGCAGAUAGGCGCUGUGGCGUUUGAAUUAGGGCCCACUCAAAUGUACCAUGGAAAGCUCAAGUCGUUGCUGGAUGCACUUACUGGAUCAGGAGUGAAGCUCCUUUGAUAUAAGAAAAGGGUUUCGGGUAGUGUUUAUGCAUUGCCCAGGUGCGUGUAUCUUACUGGAUUGCAUUUGAAAGCUGUUGUUUGUGAUUCUUCCUUCAAAUUUGACGCUUUC